Molecule: messenger RNA, 777 nt
Organism: Fomitopsis serialis
Lineage: Eukaryota; Fungi; Basidiomycota; Agaricomycetes; Polyporales; Fomitopsidaceae
Exons: 2
Coding region: 1-777 (258 amino acids)
Source: RefSeq, a predicted model, not a curated record
AUGGCCUCGCUACUAGCGUUCUUGCGCAGCAAAGCCAAAUCUAAGCACUCACGAUUGCGGCUAGACCCUGCGAACAGGACGGAGGGCGAGCAACACACGCUGGCGGAAGCGCGGAUCUCGGAGGAACCUGCGGGAGCAUCUCCAGUCUCGCCAGAGUAUGCAGUUGACCGUCGAAUUGUACGCGAUCUCUCUGGGCUGCUGGAUGCGCUUCCUAUUCAGGAGCCUGUCGCCGGAUUGAAACCACCGCGUAGGCCUGCUCGGAAGCCUAUCCCGGUAGAGGAUAUGCGUGCCGCCACUACGGUCAAUCCCGAAGGUGAGGCAGUCUCUGCACCAAGUCCUCCGACGAGCGCAUGCCAUGAUGGUUCGCGGCCGGUAAUGUCCCAGAAGCCGUCGAGCAGUAGCUCGAAUCCAUCCAUAACGCCGAACUCUUCGCCCGGAGAGACCCCGCACCGCAAACGCGGUUUAUCGCGUUUCUCCCGCCAGAUGGCGUCCGUCUCUACGUGGGCGACAUUCGGGAAGAGUACCGACGUCACUCCCCCCUCGGAUCCCAGGCCUCCUUCAGCACCUCCGUCCGCCUGGCACAACCACCGCGGUAGCACGGAAUCCGUGGCGUUGCGGCAAUUCUUCACUCAACAAUGUCUCUCGUCCGCCGCGUUCUUCUCGCUCUUCGCAUUCUCGUUCUCGCUCAUACUCUCGGCCGCACUCUGGUUCUCGUUCUCGCCCAACACGCUCUCGCUCGCAAUCUCUGUACCACUCAGCACCCACGACACCUCCUGA